Messenger RNA from Morchella sextelata, 438 nucleotides. RefSeq lists its product as uncharacterized. The transcript is spliced from 3 exons. Bases 1 to 438 code for a protein of 145 amino acids. The record is from RefSeq and is a predicted model, not a curated record. Lineage: Eukaryota; Fungi; Ascomycota; Pezizomycetes; Pezizales; Morchellaceae.
AUGACCACGUCUCCUCUCAAAGUCCAUGGUGACGAGCCUGAAAGUGCCCGUAGGCCUGAUAGUCAACGAACAGAUUCUCAUCAGGUAUCAAGAGUCUUCAUUAGGGUUGAAGGAUGGAAAUCUAAAGAGGCUCGAGCAAAGGAAGGAGAAUUAAACCUAGUCGAUUCAUCCAAAUCCUCGAACCCCCUCCAAGAACCAGAGCCCUCAAACUCCAGAGACUACACACUCUCACGAGCACUUCAAAAUGCACAAUUCCUGGACGAUAUAGAUGCUUUACUUGGCCCUGGGUGUGAGAAAAAGAUACAGGUUAAACCCCCUUACUCGGAGGUUAAGCCUUUGGCACGAUUCUUGUCAGAGGGGCGCGAGGAACAAGCCUGUAUUAUUGCGUUAAAGGAGGAAGCGGGUGGGUUGAAUAUUUCAAUAUCACCGCCCCAGUAA